CAAUCAACUGGUGCUGCUUUGAACAAGCAAAGUAAUCUCACUAAAGAGAUGCAUUUGAUUCGAUUGACGACUUCAAUUAAAGCAGUCCGAUACUUGUUGAAUCAAGGUUUAGCUUUUCGUGGCCAUGAUGAAUCAGAAGAGUCCACAAAUAAGGGAAAUUUUCGAGAGUUGUUACAACUUUUGGCAGAUGGAAAUGACAAGGUAAAGGAAGCAAUAAGUAAGGCUCCAAAAAACAAUAAGAUGAUAGCUCCUGAAAUUCAAAAGGAUAUUGCAGAGUGUUUUGCUGAGAUCAUAGUGAAAUCUGUCAUUGAAGAAAUUGGUGGGGAUGUCUUUUGCAUAUUAGUAGAUGAAUCAGCAGAUGUUUCUGGUAAGGAACAAAUGGCUAUUGUUUUGCGAUAUGUUGAUAAGCUCUGGGAAAUAAAAGAGAGGCUUAUUGCUGUGGUUCAUGUGAAAGAGACAUCAGCUUCUUGUCUUAAAGCUAACAUCGAUCAUGUGUUUGCUAAAUAUGGAUUGAGCUUCAAACAAGUUAGAGGACAAGGUUAUGAUGGAGCCAGCAACAUGAGAGGUGAAUUUAAUGGUUUAGGGGCUUUAAUCAUGAGAGAAAAUAGCUCUGCGUAUUAUAUCCAUUGCUUUGCCCAUCAGCUGCAAUUAGUCAUUGUUGCAGUAGCUAAAAAGAAUGAUGAUUCUAGUGAUUUUUUUGACAUGGUAUCCCUAUUGCUUACUGUGGCGGGGGCUUCUUGCAAACGUAAAGAUAUGAUUCGAGAAAGUCAACAGGAGAGAGUGAAAAAAGCCAUAGGCAGUGGACAACUUAGUAGUGGAACUGGAUUAAAUCAAGAACAGGCCCUUCAAAGAGCUGGAGACACACGUUGGGGUUCUCAUUAUAAAACCCUCAAGAGCCUUAGCAAUCCGUACCCUGAAGUUAUUGAAGUGCUCCAUUAUGUUGAAAAAGAAGGUCCAAAUGAUGCAAAGAGACGUCAAGCUCGUGGUCUCUUGAACUAUCUCAAAGAUUUUGAUUUUGUGUUCCAUUUACAGUUAAUGCUGCUUAUUCUAGGACAUGCAAAUUCUUUGUCACUAACAUUGCAAAGGAAGGAUAAAGACAUCUUAGAGGCCAUGUUAGAGGUGAAGUUAACCAAGCAAAAAUUUCAGCAAAUUAGAGAUGAUGGCUGGGACUCUUUAUUGGAGGCCAUAUACUCCUUUUGUGAAGAACAUGACAUUCCUAAGGUUGAUAUGGAGGAGGACUAUAUUGAUCGUCAUAAUCCAAGAAAAAAGACCAAUCGCACCAACUAUCAACAUUAUAGAUAUGAUUGCUUGAAUCCAAUUAUUGACUUGCAGCUUGCAGAGUUUAGUGACCAUUUUAAUGAGGUGAAUUCUAAACUGCUUACUCAGAUUGCUGCUUUCAGUCCCAAAAAUUCUUUUGAGGCUUUCAAAGUUGAGAGCUUGAUGGAGUUGGCUAAGUCGUACCCCGAUGAUUUUAAUUCAACACAACUAAAGGAUCUUGGACUUGAGCUUCCUAUUUACAUUGAUAAUGUGCGAGCUGAUGAAAGAUUUGCCAAUUUGGAUACUAUUUCUGAACUUGCUGAGCUGAUGGUGCGGACAAAAAAGGAUCUUGCUUUUUCUUUGGUCUAUCGGCUUCUCAAGUUAAUACUAGUUCUUCCUGUUGCCACUGCAUCAGUUGAGAGAUGCUUUUCAGCAAUGAAAAUUGUGAAGACAAUAUUGUCAAAUCGUAUUGGUGAUGAAUUUAUGAGUCAUUGUAUCAUAUGCUUUGUAGAACAAGGAUUUCUAGCCACAAUUCCAAUCAAAGAUGUAAUUGUCCGCUUUAACACGAUGGAGGACCGUAACCGUAGAGGGUAG
Panicum virgatum (switchgrass) is the source of this 1851-nucleotide messenger RNA. Its product is annotated as zinc finger MYM-type protein 1-like. Bases 49 to 1851 code for a protein of 600 amino acids. NCBI's taxonomy places the organism in Eukaryota, Viridiplantae, Streptophyta, Magnoliopsida, Poales, Poaceae. The record is from RefSeq and is a predicted model, not a curated record. Gene Ontology annotation, molecular function: protein dimerization activity. The transcript has 2 exons.